Messenger RNA from Cadophora gregata, 581 nucleotides. RefSeq lists its product as uncharacterized. The coding region runs from base 52 to 369 and encodes 105 amino acids. Gene Ontology annotation, biological process: mitochondrial electron transport, ubiquinol to cytochrome c. The transcript has 4 exons. Lineage: Eukaryota; Fungi; Ascomycota; Leotiomycetes; Helotiales; Ploettnerulaceae. The record is from RefSeq and is a predicted model, not a curated record.
CGUCUGCACUCACAAUUGAACGACCAGUCGCUUCUCUACACAACAGUCACGAUGAGACCAUCUCAAAUUCUGCGAUCCGGUGGCGAUGGAGAGGUUGGAAAGUACGGAAAGUUUCUGGGAGGAUGGGGUAACCUUGGUUCCCAAACACAGAAGGGUAUCAACUCCUUCGCACUCAGUGCCAACCGUCAACGCCCUCUCGCUGGUACUCUUAACGCAGCCAUUUUCAACACCUGGAGACGAUUCAGCCACCAAGUCCUCUACUUUGCUCCUCCUAUGAUUAUCGGUUACCUUACUAUGCAAUGGGCUAUUGAGAGAAAUGAAUACUUGAACUCCAAGCCAGGUCGUGCGGAGUUCGGUGAUGAGGAAUAGAUUCCUAGCAUGGUUCAGUUGUAAUCAGGUCUGUGUUGCAUUUUAGCCGACGAUGUUCCAACAUGAAGAAUAUCUGAUGGCUAGCAACAUGUGGUGGCAGGGAGACUUGGGGCUGUACAGUAUUAGAUUGCGUUGAAUGGAUGGACUUAUGGACAUUUUCACAUGGAACUCGACUCACUGUGUUAGGUACCAAGGACUGGAUUGUUUUCCCC